ACAAAGUAAUAAAUGUCAAACCAUCUUGAACUUUUUUAGCUCAGAAAACUUUCCAUUUACUUAGGCUGCCAAUUUCCAGUCCAUGAAAGUGGAAAUUGGGUAAGCCGAACGAGGAAUGAAGCAAAAACAGGGUCGGUUCUAAGUCAUUGUCAUCACCUAUCUCAAACCCACGAUGCAAAAUUUCCAUUUUUAUUUCCCCCCACUAAAGAUCUUUCUUUUAUAAAUUCCUGUUUGGCUCUCAAGAAAACGAGCGAGAAACUCUAAGAAAGUGACGCCGUGUAAUUUUCCAUUCCAUCGCACAAUAUGAGUAGUAGGAUUACGUCUUCUGUUUCCUGGUCUCCCUUUUCGCUUGUACCCACUAAACCAAAAAUUACCCAUUAUUCAUCUCCAUCUCUCCUUCCAUUUCGCUCCUCUUCAACUCCUUCAAAUCUCCAAUUUCGUGGAAUUUCACAUUUUCAACCAAAUGGGUCUUCCAGAUUAUUAGCUCGUUGCAGCUCUGGUGAUGGUGACAGCAGGACCAUUCUAGAUGCAUUUUUUUUGGGAAAAGCUUUGGCAGAAGCCUUAACUGAGCGAAUCGAGUCAACAAUUGGAGAGGUUUUGAGUGGGAUUGGUAAGCUGCAAGCUGAACAACAAAAACAAAUUACUGAUUUCCAGGAUGAAGUGAUAGAAAGAGCUAAAAAGGCCAAGGAAAAAGCAGCACGUGAGGCCAAAGAAGUACAACGACCCGUUUCCUCUUCAGUAAUAUCGCCUACAAUCGAAGUUUCUUCGUCUCCAACUUCUUCAAGUCCCGACGCAGAUUCAGAAAGUGGUGUGAAUCAGGAUCCUCCCCUUGGUGACUAAGAGUAAUGGUCACUGUGUCACUUUCUCUUGGUUAUACUUAUAGGGAAUGUAACCUAUUUAUCGAUGAUGAUAAUUAAGUUAUUUGGCUUUGAAAUCAUAUAGUAAUUCCUUAUUUAA
Cucumis melo (muskmelon) is the source of this 957-nucleotide messenger RNA. RefSeq lists its product as uncharacterized. Gene Ontology annotation, cellular component: chloroplast thylakoid membrane. Bases 304 to 840 code for a protein of 178 amino acids. Gene Ontology annotation, biological process: thylakoid membrane organization. NCBI's taxonomy places the organism in Eukaryota, Viridiplantae, Streptophyta, Magnoliopsida, Cucurbitales, Cucurbitaceae. The record is from RefSeq and is a predicted model, not a curated record. The transcript has 3 exons.